This is a messenger RNA of Folsomia candida, 1144 nucleotides long. RefSeq names its product cathepsin L1. Gene Ontology annotation, cellular component: lysosome. The record is from RefSeq and is a predicted model, not a curated record. Gene Ontology annotation, molecular function: cysteine-type endopeptidase activity. The transcript is spliced from 6 exons. Bases 29 to 1075 code for a protein of 348 amino acids. Lineage: Eukaryota; Metazoa; Arthropoda; Collembola; Entomobryomorpha; Isotomidae.
ACUCAAUUACGGGCACAGAAAUUCCAGUAUGUUGUUCAUCUAUUUAAUUCAGGUUGUUUUCAUCGGGAGAGCAGCGUCCGAUGACGAAAGUAAUUUUAUCGAGUCUUUCAGCACCUUUAAGACGCAGUUUGCCAAAGAGUAUGCAACUCUGGAAGAAGAUAAAUUUCGCAUGAAUAUUGUCUCCUCCGCCUUGAAGCAAAUAAAUGCUCAUAAUUCGCAAAAAGGGAAAAGUUUUAGCCUAGGAUUGAACCAGUUUUCCGAUCUGAGCGAAGAUGAAUAUUUUCAAAAAAAGUUGGGAAUUCGCAGCCCACCGCCUAACUCGGUGUUGUCAAAACCCGCUGAAAUUAGUGGAAAUGCGGUGGAAACACCGGAGACCCUGGAUUGGAGGAAACAAGGCCUAGUGACCCGGGUUAAAAAUCAGGGGCAAUGUGCAUCCUGUGGAUUUUUUGAUACGAUUGGAUCUGUUGAAGCCGUUUUGGCCAAAAAGACUGGAAAACUAAUCGCCCUUAGCGAACAGCAACCAGGGGACUGCGCAUAUGAAUAUUUUUACCCUAAAAAUAAAAAACGUGGCAUGUGCGACGGUGUGGCAAGAGCUGAUAUUCCACUCGAGUACAUAAAACACGUCGGAGGCAUAAUGUCCGAAGAGGAUUAUCCCUACACUGCCGAAAAUGGUGACGAAUGCAAAUACGACCCCUCCAAAAGCAUCGGAUCGAUCUCGGAUUACAAAGUUGUUGAUCUCUACAUGACCAACUCUACGCAGAGAAAUCUCCUGAAAUCUUAUGUUGCUUCGGUCGGCCCGAUUGCCGUGAUUAUUAACGCUGGUCCGCGCGAAUUUAUGUACUACCGGAGUGGAGUUUAUCGACCAUCCACGUGCGAUGGGAGGAGCGGUACACAUGGAGUGCUUUUGGUCGGAUAUGGAAAGGAGAAGGCGGAUGAAUACUGGAUCUUAAAGAAUUCUUGGGGGAGAAAUUGGGGUGAAAAGGGCUACAUACGAAUGGCUUUAGACUUUAAGAUCAAAGGUAAUUGUUACGAGUACGAACUUGGCCCGUACUAUCCGAUGUGGGCAAUCGCAUAGAAAGGACAUUAUUUAAAAUGUGCAUCAAUUAAAUUUGUGUAACAGAAAAUAAAAAUAUAUCGACAAAAA